Physella acuta is the source of this 4888-nucleotide messenger RNA. Its product is annotated as serine/threonine-protein kinase TBK1. Gene Ontology annotation, cellular component: cytoplasm. NCBI's taxonomy places the organism in Eukaryota, Metazoa, Mollusca, Gastropoda, Physidae. The record is from RefSeq and is a predicted model, not a curated record. Gene Ontology annotation, biological process: peptidyl-serine phosphorylation. Gene Ontology annotation, molecular function: protein serine/threonine kinase activity; ATP binding.
CGAGAAAUGACGACACGGCCAUGACAAAUGUUGUGGUUCUGGAUGAGAUUCAGGUUGUCAGUCGUAGUGCAGAAAUAGAAAUGGAUUAUCGCUAAAUCAAGCUUUUUAAUAAAUUUACCUUGAAGGUGUGAUUAUUAUUUUGGAGACACGUUUGAAUGGGUGCCUUCAUGUACAGUCACUGAGAAGUUCUAUAGUGCUGACUAGCAGGUAUUCUGUUCACUGAAUAACAAACAAGAUGAGUAUAAGAGGAUCUCAGACCUUUGUGUGGGACACAAAUAAAAUGCUUGGCCAGGGGGCAACCAGCAUGGUUUACAUGGGGAGAAAUAAGAAAACUGGGGAUGAAGUGGCAGUGAAAGUUUUUAACCCGCAGAGCUAUCAUAGGCCCUUUCCAGUGCAAAUGAGGGAGUUUGAAGUGAUGAGGAAACUAAGCCAUGACAACAUUGUUAAGCUUUUAGCUAUUGAAGAGGAGCUACCAAGUCGUGCCAAAGUUAUUGUCAUGGAGUACUGCACCCAUGGCAGCCUUUACAAUUUGUUGGAUUUGCCGGAAAACAAUUUUGGUCUUUCAGAGGAAGAGUUUGUCAAUGUUCUUAAGCAAGUCACUGCUGGAGUGAAACAUUUGAGAGAUCAGGACAUCAUCCACAGGGACAUCAAACCAGGAAACAUUCUGAGAUCUGUGGCACCCGAUGGCACAUCUGUAUUUAAACUAACAGAUUUUGGAGCUGCCAGAGAACUUCAGCAAGAUGAAGAGUUUGCUUCUCUUUAUGGGACAGAUGAAUAUUUGCAUCCUGAUAUGUAUGAAAGAGCUGUGUUAAGGAGGCCCUUAGGCCAGCACUUUGGUGUUUAUGUUGAUCUGUGGAGUCUUGGCGUGACCUUCUACCACGCUGCCACUGGGAACUUGCCUUUCAGACCCUACGGUGGACGACGGAAUAAAGAAACCAUGCACAUGAUCACAGCCAAGAAAGAGCAUGGAAUUAUUUCUGGUGUUCAAGAGCAACAAAAUGGACCAAUCAGAUGGGAGAGAGAUCUACCUCUUACAUGCAGACUGUCAAAAGGGUUGAAGCUACUGAUCACUCCAUUCUUGGCCGACCUGUUGGAGAAGGACCAAGCAAAGACAAUCACUUUUGAUGAAUACUUUUCUAAAGUUCACGACAUAACUUCACGCAUUCCCUACGAUGUGUUCUGCCCAACCACAUUCUCACUCAUCACAGUCUACACAAGACUAAAGGAUGACAUGUCCCAGCUUCGCCAACUGAUCACAGAACAGACAGACAUACCUGGUGGUGCCCAGCUGCUGCUGCAUGAUGGGAAGGUUCUGACCCAUGAGUCCAGAGACCCUGUGUCCAAGUACCUGAAGCACAUCACACCAGACAACCCCAUCUUUGUCUUCAACAAACUGCCAGAAUUCAAGAAGUUUGUCAAGCCUGUGUAUGGCUUAUUCAAGGACAUACCAACAGAAACCAAUGUGGCUAAUGACUAUCCCCUUGCAAAGAAAAACUUUGCAGCUCUCUACUCUGUGAGAAAUGCUGUAAAAAAACUGGUUCACAAUGACAUGUUGGUCACCAAGGCAGUCAAGAUGUACAGCAACUAUGUGCAUGAAAAAAGUAGCCACCUAGAGCACACAACCUUCCAUGUGACCCGCCUGUGUACUGACACCAAAGCCUGGAUAGAGCAGCUGUUUGCCUCAGUUGGCCUGCAGGUGGGCAUGUUCAGGGCCCUGGCCAACAGCGGCCUCAAGGCAAAGGUCACUGAUGUGGUCAGCCAAGUCAACAUGCUGCAAACUGUCCACCAGACAGGCAAGAGGGAGUGUUUACAGAUUAAUUCAACGCUACAAACAAAACUAGACAAGGCCACAGAACUUCUCCAGUUAAUAAAAAGUGGGCACAUCAUUGAUUCUGACUGGGACCCCAGUAAAGGCUGUAUGCCAGCAGAUCGUUGUAUUGAAAAGAUUGAUAACAUGAUCCAGCGAGUUCAAAAAAUCCUCAACUCUUUUCGUGAAGACCGAUCUAAAGUCACCCUAAAUAACAAUGAUGAACAGAUACACAGAUUUGAUAAAAACAAGAUGAAGGAGCUGUGUAUUACAGCCACAACACUGGUGGAUGAUGACUGCACUAAGAAUGCUCAGCAACUGUUUGUGGCCUUUAGACAGUUUUACGCCAAAGCUGUCCAGAUUCAUGACUCUGGGGAAAGGCUGGAAGGAAUCAUAACAGAGGUGGUGAAUGACCAGGGAAGGCUUGUGGGAAAACUUAAAGGGUCAGGGAAACAGUGCCUGGCCCUGACAGAGAACUGCCUGACAGCCCUAGGGCAGACCACCAUCAGCAACGGGGACCUGACAGAGCAGCUGGACAACGCUGCACCUUCUGAUGUUAACUCAACUGGGAGUAGGAAGGAGAGGUUGGACAGUGUCCUCGAUAGUCUACAAAACACCAGGUCAUCUUUGGAGGAAGUUCGUGCUUUAAUCACAGAAAACACUAGUCUAAUGGAGAGGUUUAGUACACUAGGAGAAACUUCAGAGGAGUACAAAGACUGGGAGCUGUUGUCAUGACAACCUGGCAUGAGCAUGUCACAUGACUAAAGUUAACCUUGUACUAGUGUUAUGCUUAGUUAUAAAACUCUUGUAGGUAGCCCUUCUAGGUGACUUUUCGAGGUGACUUUACAAACCUUAUUGUUGGACUUCGAAAAACCUUUUUUUGUUGGAUUUAUAUAUGAACUUGUUAAGAAUGUUGUAUAUAAACAUUGCUGGCUUUUAUGUUAAUAUUUACUGUAUAUACAUUAUUUUUAUUUGUUGCGAUGGCAUACAGAUUUUAAAUAUUUGAUAUAAAAACUGUUUACAUGAAACUAUUCUAUGUUAAUAAAUUAUUGUAAAGAAAUGUUUGUUUUGAUCUUUAUAACUGAUUUCUUCAUCAGAGUUUAAGAAGUUGUUUUUAGGAAAUGAAUACAGAUGUUAAUUUGUUUGUAAAUAAUAAAAAACAUUUGUGAAUAUCUGUAUAUAUUUUGAAUGGCAACAGAAUUAAGAGAAUUAUCAUUUUUUUUUAACCUUACAUUGGAAUUGAACAGUAAUUUUAAAAACUUUUAAAAAUGAUGAAUUAGUUUUGUUAAACUUGAUUUAAUGCAUAUCAAUGAGGUCUUGGUUUUAAAAAUAAAUUUCAUUUUUUUUUUGUUUCCUUGCUUUAUUUGAAGUGCCAAUAUUCUCAUACUUUAAAACAAUGGUGGUGUACUAUAAAUAGAAUUGUUCUUCUUCACCUGUACACAUCUGUGUCAAGAGGACAGUCUGCCUAGGACUUUGGCUGGUGAACUUUGACCUUGAACAUGUAAUUGUAAUAGAUUAUUGUAGUGUGGCUGUGAUUAAGUCUGAAUAAAUUUUUGUCCUUGAAUAUCUCACAUGUACCAAAUUAUUUUUAUCUGUGAUUUUUUUUUUAUAGAAACCAAACUGCUAUACAUUGCAUAGACCUAGUUAUGGAUAGAUUUUAGAAUUUAUGAUGGUAACUUAUAGAUAGAUUUCAAAAUAAUUAAUCAUAAAUUAUUUAUAGAUUUCAUAAUAAUAGAUGGUAAAUUAUAGAUAGAUUUAAUAAUCGUUUAUGAUAAAUUUUUCGUGAUUUGAAUUUACCUCACCAGAAAUAUGGUAUUGAAACUAAGUAAUACCUUAACUAUGUUGCAUGAACAAAAUUACAGUUAUAUACUAUAUGCCCCUCUUCAUAAGCAGUCAGGGUGGUAUUAAUUAACACAGUCAUUAACAGUGUAAUUCUCACAUGCUAGCCAUUUUUUUUUUCUAAUGCUAUCAUCCUACGUCUCUGUCAUUCUCCACGCCCCUCCCCCUCUUGAUAGCCGAGAAAUAUUACUAAACAAAUAUGAAUUAAAAUGUGUCAACUGUGGCGUUUCUAGUUUUAUGCUAUUCUCAAAUCUAUUACAAUUCUUUAGAAAAGGUAUAAUAAAAUAAUUUUUUAAAAUAUGCCAAUGGUGUAUUCUUAUGUACAGUGGGAUAAUUGACAGGGGUGAUUUUCCUGCCUCCACCAUCUCAUAUUGUUUAGGUUUGUGUGGUAGCAUUUAGUGUUAGCCAUAGGGCUGGAUUAUAAAAUGUAUUGACAUGUAAACAUGUACUCAAGAGUUAUUUACUGAGCAGCACAAAGACCAUCUAAUAAUUCAUUCACUACUUUGUUAUAAAUAUCCUUCAAAGUUUUAUAUAUAUUUUUUAGAAUAGAUUUAUAAGGUAUGUUUAAUUAAAACUGAACAUCACAUGCAAAUAACUUGUUAUUGGCACAAUAUUUUCAGCUUCAUUUGUGUACAGCCUAGUAUGUUUAUUUAGGUUUGAUUUAGUCCAGCAGUAAUUGUUUCUGUUUUAAUCAUGUUCUUUCAUUUAAAACGAUAGUGUUCAACAAAAUAACUUUGAGAAUAGUUAUUCAUCUCCCUGUCCUGAAUGAGAGUUGUUUCCCUUAUUUCAUCCUCCUCCCUCCCCUCUCCAAAUAAAACUCCUGUUUGUCCCUAAAGAUUUUUUAAAAUACAUAAUAAAUGGCUGUAGGAAUUGUGAAUAUUUGAAUUCGCUCAUUUUGCUGAUGUAUCCAUUUUUCUUUCAGUAAUAAGUCUUUAGAUCACAUGCUAAUUAUAUUUGAUUUUGUAAUCAUAUUUCAAGUCUAAGACCACAAAGUUUGAUUUGUAUAACAUUUCUGUUUAUAAACUGAAAAGGUAUAAAUCCCUGUGCUGAAUCUUUGUUGCUAAUAAGCAACAUCAGCUACAACCUAUUGAAUCAUUUGAUCCCAAUAUGAGUGAUUUAGCUGUAGGGAGCAACUAAGAUGACUGGAGGAGACUGCAAUAACAAGCAAACCAUUAACAGUUCUAUUGUAUUGGUAUGGAUGUGUUUGGCUUAUUCUAUCCUACAAUAAAUGCAAAUAACCAA